Molecule: messenger RNA, 7253 nt
Organism: Cydia splendana
Lineage: Eukaryota; Metazoa; Arthropoda; Insecta; Lepidoptera; Tortricidae
Exons: 7
Coding region: 125-430 (101 amino acids)
Source: RefSeq, a predicted model, not a curated record
AGGUAACCUGAUUUUCAAAACAAACAUUUCUGAAUAUCGUGAUUCGUGUCUUGAUUUUUAGUUUUACGGCCAACUCGGCGGCGUAGAUAAUGGCCGCAUCUGAAAAACUUUGCUGCGUUCGGGGAUGCAGCAACUCUCGGCUCUCCAAACCCCAACCCGCGUUCCAAUGACAAAGCAUCCGGCAGCGGAAGCCCUGCUCCAGGGGUUCAGGCCUAACAGCACAGCAACCAGAUACACCUCACCUGACUCCAAUGACCUGGAACCGGAUGAGAACCAAUUUAACGGUCAAGGUGGCGCACCGCAGUCCAGCAUAUCUAGAGUCUUCAAAAGGCGAGUGGGCGGACAGGAGGACGCCGACACCGACCGGUCGGGACGCAGUACGGCAGUACGGCGAAAUCAGCAGGGAACAGUUCCGAAUCAUAGGGAGUAAUACUACCGACGCCAGUCCACCUGUGGCUCCGGAGAGCACACAGUACUGCCCUGCUGAUCCUGGCCGUCCUGGGACGCGGCGCCUGUGACGUCCCGACGAGACCUACGCGCACACUCCACCACAUCAGCGCCGCCGCCGCGCCGUGCAGAGAACGUGCCACUCUUUUUAACCAGGUGAGCCCCAUGUUUCCAACCAACAAGACAAACGAAAGAGACUGCAGGCUACACAAGUACUACUAUUGGAUAUCUAGCAGAACACAAGAAGAGUCUCAAGGCUGCAGGAGUGCACUUAAACAGCGGACGAUUUAUAAAUAGUUACGAAAAGAAGGUACUUAGUUCCAAAAGCUGCAGAACAAUGUUACGGGCUGUGACUCCAAUCUCAGGCGGUUGGUAAAGAACUUGUGCGGUAGUUUUCUAAUAGAAGGCAACUGAACUUUGGGACUAAAACUAAUUAAAAAAUAUUAUACUUUUCUCAGUGAACAUAAUAAAAAUGACCUUGAUCCAGGCAGCCUACGGACUGGGUCAGUUAGUAACUUCUUACCAAUCGCCUCAGUUAGGCCUCUCACUAAAGUCCAAGAAGCAGCGAGCAGGAGGGACCGAAAGUCAAUGAGUAAAUUUUUCACUCGACGACUAUUUAAGGCACAUCACACACUACCUGAAUCAGUACCUAAUUUUAGUCAAAUGGCACCUGUCUUUUUGUAUAAUACCGGUUAUUACAUCUACCCGGGGCCCAGGGCACUCUUUGUAGGAAGGCCGGUCAACGGUUGCUAUACCAUCCUAGUAAGCAUUCUUACAGAAGUUUUCCGUUAUACUUAAUAUCUAAUAAUACGUAACCCUUCGUAUGCCUUUGUUAAACAUUUGCUACUGAUUUAAUAACCUACUGAUAUGAAUGAAAAUUGUAAAUUACAGUCCAAAUUGUGUGGUACGUACUACCACGUACACGGGACAAGGCAUACGAAAUUUUAAGAGGAAAUAGGACAGCCGCUUCAAACAAACGUAGUCCCCAUUUUGCUCUCAGGAUAUUGACGUUAUGGAAAAUUAUUUUUACAUAAUUUAAUUUAUACUUAUUAUUCUUAUUAACUAUUAUUACUUAGCUAUGCCUCUACGUAUGACAUUUUUCUCUGCAGCUGACUGGUGGCAGACCCUCCAACGCGUUCGGUCCCUAUAAGCUAUAGCUCAAUAAAUUCAAAAAAUAAAACGAUGCGGCAUGUCUGUGAUUGAUAUGUACCUACUUGACAUCAAAUUGUGUAAAAAUAUUAUAAAUUAUAAAUUGAAAUAGAUGAUUUGUUAUGAAAGGUGAUUUUGCGCCGGUCGACUUUUCAAAUAGUUAUUGUUAACGAUCUUUUGAUAUUUUGUGAAAGGGUAACAGCCCAAAAUGUAAAAAAAAAAAAACAAAAAGUUCUCCCGUGGCGGGAAUUGAACCCAGGUCACAAGCGAACACUUUGCGUUGGGCCAAGCAUACAUAGAUCUGCUUGCUAGAUUAAGACCAAGAUAACUCUGCAGAGAUUUUCAUAGUAGUCGAUUAACAAAAUAUCUUUAAUAAUGUUAGUUAUAAAUUGAAAUAUAUGUCCAUCUAUCCAGAGAUAAAUCUAUCCUGUCAUCCACUUUUAUUCUAUAAAAAUGAACUACAUUCAUUUAACGUUUUUAGCAAAUCAAGAUAAAACAAUUUUUUAGUUUUAAAACAUUGUUAACGAUCUUCUGAUAUUUUGUGAAACGGAAAAGUAACGGAAAAAAUAAAAAUAAUAAUAAACAAAAAGUUCACCCUAGGUGGGAUUCGAACCCGGGGUCACAAUGCAUGCACACUUUAUGAAACCAUGUUCUAAACCUUAUUACAAAAAGCAUAAGGUCCACCGAUGGAUAGUUAAGAGUAUUGCUGUUUGUACCUAAGCCGGUUUUCUGAAAGGAGAAACUCAGCGCAAAAAGUAAAAAAAAAAACGAAAAAGUUGACCGAUGGCGGGAAUAGAACCCAAGUCACAAGCGAACACUUUGUGCUAAGUCAAACAUACCUAAGCUGCUAGCUAGAUUCAGACCAGACAUGCAAGUGUUAUAUUUUAAAUGUCAAACAGCUAUGAAAUUAUGACUUUAAAAUAACACUUUGCAAGUCUUUGCUUUGAAAAACACUGCAGCGUUACCUUGGUCUUACUCUGCCACCCUAGUUAGUAACCAUGCUAAAAGCAGUUUUCCAGAAUUAUUAGUCGAUUAAUGUCUACAAGGAAAAAUGACAAAUUAUAAUAAUGUAAAAAAAAACCGCCCAAGUGCAUGUCAGUAUCGCGCACGAAGGGUUCCGUUACUCAAAAACCCUAAAAACGGGAAAAAAUCACGUUUGUUGUAUGGGAGCCCCAUUUAAAUAUUUAUUAUAAUCUGUUUUUAGUAUUUGUUGUUAUAGCGGCAACAGAAAUACAUCAUGUGUGAAAAUUUCAACUGCCUAGCUAUCACGGUUCAUGAGGUACAGCCUGGUGACAGACAGACGAACAGACAGUCUCAGAUAACGGUUAAGUAUACUAUUCAGUUAUAUUAGUGUGACAGAGACAUUGGGCGUUUCGUUCGCUACGGAGUGUAAACGAUUUGCAACUUGGCUAAGCACCCAGCUUCCUCGCACAUCUCUGGUGGAAACGCAGCCUAAACCUGACAUUUUAAGCAUCGCCUUGGUUACAUUGAUUUAGAAAAUACGAUUCUCGACAUUUUUUUUCGGACUAUUCUCAGUUAGACUUUUAGUUUCAUUUUUGUACUUCGUUAUUGAUACAUUUAGUCUUUUAAAUUUCUUGACAAUAAUAGGUAUUUAGACAUUUUAGGCGUUAUCCGUUUUCCGUUCCACAUAAUAUCAGGACACUGUUACGUCCGUUACCAAUAUACUUUUUAAGAGGAAAGGUGUCGAAAAAAUAUUAAUCAUUGAAUAUUAUCGGCAAUUCAAGGCAAAUAUUUUUUUUUAUUUUAAAAUAUUGUAAACAAUCUUCUGAUAUUUUGUGAAACGGAAAAGUAACGGAAAAAAAUAAAAAUAAUACUAAACAAAAAGUUCACCCUAGGUGGGAUUCGAACCCGGGGUCACAAUGCGUGCACACUUUAUGAAACCAUGUUCUAAACCUUAUUACAAAAAGCAUAAGGUCCACCGAUGGAUAGUUAAGAGUAUUGCUGUUUCUACCUAAGCCGGUUGUCUGAAAGGAAAAAUUCAGCGCAAAAAGUAAAAAAAAAAAGGAAAAAAUUCACCGAUGGCGGGAAUAGAACCCAAGUCACAAGCGAAUACUUUGUGCUAAGUCAAACAUACCUAAGCUGCUUGCUAGAUUCAGACCAGACAUGCAAGUGUUAUAUUUUAAAUGUCAAACAGCUAUGACAUUAUGACUUUAAAAUAACACUUUGCAAGUCUUUGCUUUGAAAAACACUGCAACUAACGUUACCUUGGUCUUACUCUGCCACCCUAGUUAGUAAGCAUGCUAAAAGCAGUUUUCCGGAAUUAUUAGUCGAUUAAUGCCUAUAAGGAAAAAUUACGAAUUAUAAUAAUGUAAAAAAAAACCGCCCAAGUGCAUGUCAGUAUCGCGCACGAAGGGUUCCGUUACUCAAAAAACGGGAAAAAAACACGUUUGUUGUAUGGGAGCCCCAUUUAAAUAUUUAUUAUAAUCUGUUUUUAGUAUUUGUUGUUAUAGCGGCAACAGAAAUACAUCAUGUGUGAAAAUUUCAACUGCCUAGCUAUCACGGUUCAUGAGGUACAGCCUGGUGACAGACAGACGAACAGACAGUCUCAGAUAACGGUUAAGUAUACUAUUCAGUUAUAUUAGUGUGACAGAGACAUUGGGCGUUUCGUUCGCUACGGAGUGUAAACGAUUUGCAACUUGGCUAAGCACCCAGCUUCCUCGCACACCUCUGGUGGAAACGCAGCCUAAACCUGAGAUGUUAAGACAUCGCAUUGGUUACAUUGAUUUAGAAAAUACAAUUCUCGACAUUUUUUUUCGGACUAUUCACAGUUAGACUUAGUUUCAUUUUUGUACUUCGUUAUUGAUACUUUUAGUCUUUUAAAUUUUUUGACAAUAAUAGGUAUUUAGACAUUUUAGACGUUAUUAUUUUUAGUAAUUUUUCCUUACGACAAUAGUCGCCUAAUUCGUUUUCCGUUCCACAUAAUAUCAGGACACUGUUAUGUCCGUUACCAAUAUAUUUUUUAAGAGGAAAGGUGACGAAAAAAUAUUAAGCCUUGAAUAUUAUCGGCAAUACAAGGCAAUUUUUUUUUUUAAUUUUAAAAUAUUGUUAACAAUCUUCUGAUAUUUUGUGAAACGGAAAAGUAACGGAAAAAAAUAAAAAUAUAAAUAAACAAAAAGUUCGCCCUAGGUGGGAUUCGAACCCGGGGUCACAAUGCGUGCACACUUUAUGCAACCAUGUUCUAAACCUUAUUACAAAAAGCAUAAGGUCCACCGAUGGAUAGUUAAGAGUAUUGCUGUUUGUACCUAAGCCAAUACUGCUACCGGCUGUGGUGCCGGUAGACAGGUAGAAUAACGUUUUUCGAUUUUGUGAUGUUGGCUGUAGUAGACCCUCAGAUAUUAUUCGCGCGCCAAAAGUCUAGCUGUAAAUUACAUUACGACUGUUACGAGUAAUAAAAGCCCGAUAUAAGUCGGUCAUAAAAUAAAAAAAUAAAUUGUUUAUUUCCGAAAAAUAUUUCUUGGAUACAGUUAUAACAAAGCAUACUAAAGCAAUUCACAUACCUUACUUAUUGUGUACCUACUUAACUGACGGAAGGGGCGCAGCUAUACGUUAUAGUUAUCGACAGUGAUAUCAGCAUUUCACUUCUACUCUACGUAUUGUUUACGUAUUAAGCGUCGGGCGAUACGUAUUAAUUAUGUGAAACUAGACGAGUUUAUUUUCGAAUAGAGAUUGAAAUAAAUCUAAUUAUUUUACUACAAAUAGGUGUACCUAAGUAUAGUAUGUCAAAGGACUUAAUAUAUAUUAACAUGAAAGGUAUUGAAAUCUGUAAUUUUAUAGUUUGGUAAACAAGUAAUUGUCAGUAAAAAACUGUUACGAAAAAGAGAGUACUGAGCUAUAACCGCGAAAAUGAAAAGUUCGCAAAUGGCGGGGAUCUUUCUCUUUUACUCCAAUGAAGGCAUAUAAUUUUUCAUUGCAGUAAAAGAGAAAGAUCCCCGCAAUUUGCGAAUUUCGGUUUUUGCGAUAGCCUCUCUGUUCUUUCUGCUUAAAAUGCUCCACUGAAAAACGACUCUUCCCAAACUAUAGAUUAAGUACAGGUAAGUAGUUUACCUAGUUUAUUUAAAAUUAGCAAAUACCUAAGUUAACAAUGUAACGUUAGGUAUAUGGUCUGGCAAACCAAAUUUGUUAGAAGAAAAGGCAGCAAAUUGAAAAAAAAUUGGCGGGAAAAUUCUAUCUCCCAUAUGAAAUUUGAAUUUCGCAACUAAAUGCUUGGUUUGCCAGGCGAUAUUAGAUAUGUACCUGUAUUUGGAUACAUGUGGCCACUACAUGUGUGUAAGUGGGUGAAUCAACUUGUUUUACCACUCAUUGCCAUAGUUAUGGUUUUCUGAACUACAAAACAAUGGGUACUCAUCCCUUUCUUUUGGGUGCUAGUAUCAGCGUAACACUACAAAGACUCUUUCUGAAAGAUUAUUUGUCUAAAGUGUAAUUCUAUGGAACUUGCUAACUACUUAUGUAAACAAAAGUCAGAAGUAAGUUCAUCAUUCAGAGGCAAUUUCAAUAUGUUUACGUAGUUGUAUGUUUACAUAGUUAGCAAGUUCCAUAGAAUGACACUUUAUGUUUGAUAUGAGACAGUCCCUGGACACAAUAGGGCUUAUUACACUUAUCCUGCCUUCAGACGGUUAACGAUGAGCCGCGACGUCGGCCCCGAUAUCGGGCAAGGAUCGUUUUACGUUUCAUGUGGUUUCAUGAAAUAUUGUCACAUCGUUCACAAUAUUUCUUGGUGUAAAAAAUAAUUCAACUACAAAAAUAUCAACCAUGAUUGCCAAUUCGAGACAAAGUAUAUGUUACAUGUCAAAUAUUGUUGACGAUGCUCUUAUAUUUCGUGAAAUGCAAAACGAUCUUGCUCGGGCGCACCGUCGGCCACGAUCGUAUUAAGGCCCGACGGUGUGGAAGUGUAAUAAGCGCUUAUAAUGUACAUAACGUCAAGGAAUAGUUGAUCCACCCAUUUUUUUUUACUAGUUGUGACGUGGCUUCGCCAGUCUCCUUUGUGUCUUUUGAGAGUGUGUGGUACAUGUAUGGUAACGAAUAUUGUCAGCUAGAGGUCGGUUCUGUAACUUCCAACAACUUCUGUAAACAGGAUUGACGUCCGUACAAACAUAGCUAACGUAAUGUUACAUUUUAAGUAAAAAUUAAGGAUGACUCACGCUAGACCGCGCGGGAUCCGAGCCGAGGCGUUCGACACGUAAUUUUCUAUGACGGCUGAUCGGUGUUCACGUGGUGCUUUCCAUAUAAAACGAAGCGCUGGAGCUCCGGCUCGGUCUCAGCCCUGUCUAAUAGCGUGAGUCAUCCUUUAUGGUGAUCUCCUUAAUAGAAAUAGAAGGGCUAAAUCUAUCCUGUCACAAGUGUAACAGGAUAAUUUCUGCUGUGAGAGACAGCUCUUAGUAGCAAGUUAGCAGAAAGUAUCCGGUAGCAGAAAAGGUAUAAUCCUUAGCCAGAAGAUUCCUCCGACGAUCUCACUCCUCACAUUUUUUUUAGACAGAAUAGCAUAAUCUAGUUAUUUAUUUGUGACUAUAUCCUAGAGCCUCAGCGCCCGUUUUUGUACCCGUUUACUAUCUGUGAAUUAUGUAGAAUAUUGUAAAAUAUAGGUAGUAGGCAAUAUAAACUGACUACCUGAUAAUUAUAGAUUUUUUUUUAUAAUCAGG